Molecule: messenger RNA, 2006 nt
Organism: Westerdykella ornata
Lineage: Eukaryota; Fungi; Ascomycota; Dothideomycetes; Pleosporales; Sporormiaceae
Exons: 3
Coding region: 309-1832 (507 amino acids)
Source: RefSeq, a predicted model, not a curated record
CCCGUCCCCCCGCCCACCCAAUCCGCGUACCUUCGAAGCGCCCUUAGAAAAGGCCAGCGCUUCGCCGCGACUUCUCAAACUCCUCUUCUUCUGACCAGCCGGUCUCUUCUCUUGCAGUCUGCUGUGCGUCCUCGCUUUUCGUCUCUCUAUUCUUCCGAAUUGUGUUGCGACUUGCCGAAGCUGGGCUCUCCAAGUUGCUGUCUCCCCUUCCAUCAUAGACAACUUCACCUCUUCUCUUUAACUGUUCGAUCGUUCAUGACAUUCUCACGCCGACCCCUCCUCUCAUAACUGUCCAACUCGUCUUGAGCAUGGCCGCCAACACCAAGAAGACUCCUACAGUGACCAUCGAGAAACGAACCUCAAGAGACUCGCUCGCGCCGCCCUCACUCAAGUCUCCACGAACUGCCCGCUUUGCCGAAGCGACUUCGGUCUACUCCCCGAUCGACGCAAGGUCGCCUUUCGCGGAUCCGCCUACGACUCACUACAAGCCCCAGCCACAGGUUUCCGACGUAGGCUUUGGCUACAUCGAACCUGUCGAAAUGGAAGAAGAACACGAUAACAGGCGGUACCUCCCGCCACCAACGCCCAAAUCUCCUCUUAAAAGCGCUCUGAAGUCUCCUGGUGCGCCGCCGCGGACACCAGGCGCGGAGACCAUGAUUCUCAGUCCUACGUUCCGAGAAGAGCAGAUAUUAGAGAAGAAGGAGGCAGAGACGGAGAAGGAGCAAGCAAAAGACCUGAAAAUCAAGGUUCGGGUACGGAUAGCGAAGAUCUUCCUCCGUGGCAUCAAUUUCGCCUGUAGUCUGAUUGUGCUUUCUAUGCUGGCAGCUGUCUUCGCCAUCUUCAACGCUACCAAGAAUCUCCCUCGUAGGAACAAUCUGCCACCUUGGGCCGAUAACACCAAGGUCUGGCCACAAGUCACACUUCUCGUCAUCGCUUGCAUCUCUCUGUUCAUGUCCAUUGUUGUCCUAAUCGCAUACACAAGAGGCGGACAUCGGCGAGCGGAGAAGGUGGCAGCAUACUAUACCCUCUUUGCUGUUGGUUUCUUCAUCUUCAGCAUCGUCAUGUGGGCCGUUGGCGCCGCACUGUUCAACCAGAGCAAAUCGCAGGGCAACGGCAAAGACAUGUGGGGCUGGUCUUGCGUCGACAACAAGCGUCGGCACCUGUUCGAAAAUGACGUGUCAUAUGCUCUUUUAUGCCGUCUCCAGAACUGGUCCCUCGUCUGCUGCAUCAUCGAAGUCGUCAUCGAAAUGCUUUGCAUCGUCAUAUACGGCUUCGUCUUCUAUCGUUUCUGGUCCAAACGCAAGCUCCGCAAAUCCAUGGCCGUCCGCGACAAGGCCCGCUCCGACCUCUACCUCGCACAACUACGCUCUCAAUCCGCGCCCAAUACCCCAGGACUCGGUCCCCUCUCCCCUCGCUCCGGCGGCUGGCGCCCUCCUCCAGGCUACUCCUACUACGGCUCCAAAGACCCACAGUCGGAUGCCGAAAACGGUGAAAGCGACAAGGUGCAAUUCGCUGUGGCGCGCGAAAUCGUCCAACCCCAGCCUUUCGCGCUGCAGGCACCCCCCAUCAAGAUCACCGGCGCGACACCCAAGGUCGCGCAAGGAGGUUUCGAUGUGCCCGCUCGCACCAACACCGCUUCUCCACCCCUUUCCCCAGGCUUCGCCGAGAGACAGAACGAGCACGUUCCCGCUGCACCCGGCGAGCAGACGUAUGCCGCUGUACCUAUCCCCGGUGCGUACACGCCGCUGGCUUCACCGUCGUAUCCUCCGCCUCAGUCGGCCUCGGCGCAGGGCUUCGACUUUGGGCCGGGGGUGACGGGGAAACAGGCGUAGGCUGUGUUUGAAGCCUGCUCAAAAUUGUACAUGCAUCGUCGCGCUCUUCAUUUCUCUCUCUCGCUCUUCGUCUUCUUCAUAUUAUACCUGGGGUCCUUGGGGUGUUGGGGCGCACGUUGGCGUUCGACUGGCUGGGUAUAUCAGCUGUACAUUUUCCCCAUUCCAUUGAGCGAU